Messenger RNA from Phymastichus coffea, 1881 nucleotides. RefSeq lists its product as uncharacterized. The coding region runs from base 1 to 1881 and encodes 626 amino acids. The record is from RefSeq and is a predicted model, not a curated record. The transcript has a single exon. Gene Ontology annotation, molecular function: nucleic acid binding; RNA-DNA hybrid ribonuclease activity. NCBI's taxonomy places the organism in Eukaryota, Metazoa, Arthropoda, Insecta, Hymenoptera, Eulophidae.
AUGGAAAGACAAGUCUUUGCGGAUGAAAUCACAGAACCUAAAAUAGCAUAUAAAGGUGUACCGCAAGGAGGAGUCUUAAGUCCGCUCCUCUAUAUAAUUUUUGUAGCUAAUAUAAUAAAAAACAUAUCAAGUAGAGUUUCAAUAUCACAAUUCGCAGAUGACAUAGCGCUUUACUCUAACAAUUUAAAAUCUCUUCAGAAAGCAGUUGAUCAAAUAAAAACAAAUCUCACAAUUAUAGAUCUACUUCUUGCUCCAGAAAAAACUAUUUUCAUUCACUUUAAUAAUAAAAAUAUUAAGCCCGGAGAAACAGUUAUUAAGGUGGAUAAUCUAGUAAUAAAGUCCAGCAAAUCGAUCAAAUUCCUCGGAGUAAUUUUUGAUUACAAACUGAUCUUUAUCCCACAAAUAAACAAAGUCAUCUCUCGAUGUGCCAGAGCAUCGAAUUUGAUUAAAUACUUACAAGGAAUUUGGUGGGGUGCAGACCCAACGACACUGUUAACACUUUACAAAAGCUAUGAUAGGUCGAUAAUAGAAUAUGCGCUAUAUGUAUACUACCCAAAACGCAAAGAACAGCAGGUUAAAUUAGAAAGAAUACAAUUCAACGCUAUCAGACUUGCACUCGGAUUCCGCAAAACGACUCCUACUAGAAUUUUAUUAGCUGAAUCCAAACUACCUACCAUUCACGAAAGAGCCAAGUUUCUUUGUAACACUUACAUAGCAAAAAUUCUAUCGAAUGAAAGCCUGGCUAUAAACAAAACUGUCGGAAAGUUCUAUACCCAAAACCAUCAAAGCAAAAGAAAAAAGAAAAGGAUCUAUGAAACUUGCAUCGAAAACGUAGUUUGUCUUGCAAAAAAUAUAAUCAAGACACGAAAUUAUAGUAUUUAUAUGUAUGACUACAGCAUCAUUAUGAACCCAGUCCCGUUUAAGAAAAUAACUGAAUUAAAACGACAGCAAAACACAUCUUUGAAGCAAAUAUGUAAUGACUUCAACUCUCCAAAUUCUAAAAUAUUUUAUACUGACGGCAGUAGAAGUGAAUCCGCUCUCUCUACUGGCUCAGCCUGCGUAGAUCUCAAGGAAAAUAUUGUAAUUAAUAGAAGCCUAAACAAAAAAACUUCAAUAUUUACCGCCGAAUGUAUAGCAGUAAGAGAUGCGUUAGAUCUGGCUCUUCAUAACACUGAUACCUGCAAUAUCAUUAUGUGUGACUCGCUCAGUCUUCUCGAACGCUUACAAAAUCCAAUGAUGAACAUCAAAACUAACCCUUACCUAUUAGAUAUUAAACUUAAAUAUUUUCAAUUUCAAGACCAAAAAAGUGCAACUGGAGACAUUCAAAUCUAUUGGAUUCCUUCACACUCAGCGAUCACGGGUAAUGAAAUUGCAGACGCACAAGCUAAACAUGCAGCAAGUCGUAGACCGGUUGACUUAGAUAAACUUCCCUUCUCCGACUUGAAAGAAUCUUUUAAAUGCAACAUGAAAGACAAUACCAAAAUGACACUCUCAAAUACUGACCUGGAUAAAGGCAAACGCUACUUUGACCGCUAUUAUAAAGACUGUAACAAACCAUGGUUCCAAGGAAAAAAGCUAUCGCGUGAGUUUAUAAUUACAAUAAACCGGCUGAGAGCAAAUCAUUACAAUCUAAAUGCGUCUCUCGCUAGGAUGUCAAUUAUUGGAGAUGCCAGUUGUCCGUGUUCAUAUCCUUCCCAAGAUAUUGAACAUAUAUUGUGGGAUUGUCCAACAUAUUACGAUCAAAGAAUAGAACUGUAUGCUCAACUCUCACAAAUUAAUCUUCAGUUUCCAUUGUCCAUCGAAGCGAUAAUUAAAGAGCCUGAUAUUGCUGCGUGUUCUCGCAUAAUAAAUUUCCUCAAAAAAUGCUCGCUACGCAUUUAA